GUGCGGCGGGGACCGCGACGAGCCCGGGUCGCCGUUGGCAGCACCAGCAGCAGCAGCCCCGGCGGCGGCGGCGCGGACCCCGAGUACCGGGGCACACCCCGGCACCCCGGAGCGCGGCGCGGCGGCGGGACCCGUGCGGCCGGGCGCGCCUUAGGCUCGGCCCCGAGGCUCGGGGACCCCCGACUCUCGGCCCAGCCCGCGAGCCCCAGGCGCCGCCCGAGAGCCCAGGAGGCAGCGGCCGCUGCCGCCGCCGCCGCCGCCCGCGCCGGGCAUCCUCUGGGGCCCCGGAGCGCGGAGGUCGCUGCGCCACCGCGCGGUGCCGGCCCCCCGCCCUCCACCCGGCGGGGCUCCCCGAACCUUCCCCACCUUCUGGGCCCGAGGGACGCGGGCUCCGGCGGGCGAGCAGGGGGGGAGGGAGCCGCCCGCGCCCCCUCCGCUCCCCCCGGCCCCUCCACGCCGGGCCGGGCGGCGCGGCCUGAAGCGCCGGUGAUGGCGAGCCCGCCGAUGAACGGGCGCCCCGGGCCGGCGGGUGGCGACGGCCCCAACCUCAACCUCAACCACAACAACAACAACAACAACAGCGGCGUGCGCAAGUGCGGCUACCUGCGCAAGCAGAAGCACGGCCACAAGCGCUUUUUCGUGCUGCGCGGACCCGGAGCGGGCGGCGACGAGGCGGCGGCGGCGGCGACAGCGGGCGGGGGGCCGGCGCCGCAGCCGCCGCGGCUCGAGUACUACGAGAGCGAGAAGAAGUGGCGGAGCAAAGCGGGCGCCCCGAAGCGGGUCAUCGCGCUCGACUGCUGCCUGAACAUCAACAAGCGCGCCGACGCCAAGCACAAGUACCUGAUCGCCCUCUACACCAAGGACGAGUACUUCGCAGUGGCGGCCGAGAACGAGCAGGAGCAGGAGGGCUGGUACCGCGCGCUCACCGACCUGGUCAGCGAGGGCCGAGCGAUCGCCGGCGACGCGCCCCCCGCCGCCGCCGCCGCCCCCUCCGCGUCCUGCAGCGCCUCCCUGCCCGGCGCCCUGGGCGGCUCGGCCGGCGCCGCCGUCGCCGCCGCGGCCGAUGACAGCUACGGGCUGGUGGCGCCCGCCACGGCCGCCUACCGUGAGGUGUGGCAGGUGAACCUGAAGCCCAAAGGCCUGGGCCAGAGCAAGAACCUGACGGGCGUGUACCGCCUGUGCUUGUCGGCGCGCACCAUCGGCUUCGUGAAGCUCAACUGCGAGCAGCCGUCGGUGACGCUGCAGCUGAUGAACAUCCGCCGCUGCGGCCACUCGGACAGCUUCUUCUUCAUCGAGGUGGGCCGCUCGGCCGUCACGGGCCCCGGUGAGCUGUGGAUGCAGGCAGACGACUCGGUGGUGGCGCAGAACAUCCACGAGACCAUCCUGGAGGCCAUGAAGGCGCUCAAGGAGCUCUUCGAGUUCCGGCCGCGCAGCAAGAGCCAGUCGUCCGGCUCGUCGGCCACGCACCCCAUCAGCGUCCCCGGCGCGCGUCGCCACCACCACCUGGUCAACCUGCCCCCCAGCCAGACGGGCCUGGUGCGCCGCUCGCGCACCGACAGCUUGGCCGCCACACCGCCGGCCGCCAAGUGCAACUCUUGCCGGGUGCGCACGGCCAGCGAGGGCGACGGCGGCGUGGCGGCGGGGGCCGGGGCGGCGGGCGGCAGGCCGGUGUCGGUGGCGGGGAGCCCCCUGAGCCCGGGACCGGUGCGCGCGCCCCUGAGCCGCUCGCACACCCUGAGCGGCGGCUGCGGCGGCCGCGCGAGUAAGGUGACGCUGGCGCCGGCAGGGGGCGCCCUGCAGCACAGCCGCUCCAUGUCCAUGCCCGUGGCGCACUCGCCCCCGGCGGCCGCCACCAGCCCCGGCAGCCUGUCGUCCAGCAGCGGGCACGGCUCGGGCUCCUAUCCGCCGCCCCCGGGCCCGCACCCGCACAUGCAGCACCCCCUGCACCCCCAGCGACCCUCCAGCGGCAGCGCCUCGGCCUCGGGCUCCCCCAGCGACCCUGGCUUCAUGUCCCUGGACGAGUACGGCUCGAGCCCUGGGGACCUGAGAGCCUUCUGCAGUCUCAGGAGCAACACGCCCGAGUCCAUCGCCGAGACGCCCCCGGCCAGGGACGGCAGCGGGGGCGAGCUGUACGGGUACAUGACCAUGGACCGGCCCCUGAGCCACUGCGGCCGACCCUACCGCAGAGUCUCCGGGGACGGGGCCCAGGACUUGGAUAGGGGGCUGAGGAAAAGGACCUACUCCCUGACCACGCCUGCCCGGCAGCGGCCGGUGCCCCAGCCCUCCUCCGCGUCCCUGGAUGAAUACACCCUGAUGCGGGCCACCUUCUCCGGCAGCUCAGGCCGCCUGUGCCCGUCGUGCCCCGCGUCCUCCCCCAAAGUGGCCUACCACCCCUACCCCGAGGACUACGGCGACAUCGAGAUCGGAUCGCACAGGAGCUCCAGCAGUAACCUGGGCACGGACGACGGCUACAUGCCCAUGACCCCCGGCGUGGCCCUCGCGGGCGGCGGCGGGAGCUGCAAGAGCGACGACUACAUGCCCAUGAGCCCCACCAGCGUGUCCGCCCCGAAGCAGAUCCUGCAGCCGCGCGCCGCCGUCGCGGCCUUGCCCCCCACGGGAGCCGCGGGGCCCACGCCCGCGUCUGCCGCCAGCAGGGCCUUCCCGGGGAGCGGGGGCGGCUACAAAACCAACUCCCCGGCCGAGAGCUCCCCGGAGGACAGCGGGUACAUGCGCAUGUGGUGCGGAGGCUCCAAGCUGUCCGUGGAGAGCGCCGCCGACGGCAGGCUGCUUCCAAACGGGGACUACCUCAACAUGUCCCCCGGCGACGCGGGAGCCUCGGGCACCCCGCCCGACUUCUUCUCGGCCGUCCUGCACGCCGGCGGCGGCGGCGGCGGCGGGGAGAUGCUCCGGGGCGUCCCCGGCUACUGCUACAGCUCCCUGCCGCGCUCCUACAAGGCCGCCUACACCUGCAACGGGGACAACGACCAGUACGUGCUCAUGAGCUCCCCCGUAGGGCGCAUUCUGGAGGAGGAGCGGCUGGAGUCGACGGCCAGCCCGGGGUCCACGCAGCCAGCCGGCGCCUUCGCGGCCGGGGCAGGGGGCGGCGGCGGCCACCCGCAGCCACCCCACCCGGCGGUACCUUCGCCCGGGAGGCCCGGUGGCAGCGGCAGCGGCCGCCUGGAGGGCUUCCUGGGCCAGCGCUGUCGGGCCACGCGGCCCACGCGCCUGUCUCUGGAGGGGCUGCAGACCCUGACCCGCAUGCACGAGUACCCCCUGCCGCCCGAGCCCAAGAGCCCGGGCGAGUACAUCAACAUUGACUUCGGCGAGGCGGGCGCGCGCCUGUCGCCGCCCGCGCCCCCGCUGCUGGCCUCGGCCGCCUCGUCGUCGUCGCUGCUGUCCGCCGGCAGCCCGGCCUCGUCGCUGGGCUCGGGCACCCCGGGCACGAGCGGCGACAGCCGGCAGCGCUCCCCGCUCUCCGACUACAUGAACCUCGACUUCAGCUCGCCCAAGUCACCCCAGCCGGGCGGCCAGGCCGGGGACCCUGUGGGCUCCCUGGACGCCCUCCUGUCCCCCGAGGCCUCCGCGUACCCGCCGCUGCCCCCGCGCCCCGCCGCCCCCUCCUCGGCCCUGCAGCCGGCGCCCCCGCCGCCCCCGCCCGGAGAGCUGUACCGCCUGCCUCCGGCACCUGCCUCCCAGGGCCCUGGCGCGGCCUCCUCUCCAUCCUCGGGGGCGGGCGACAGCGGCGACUACACCGAGAUGGCCUUCGGCGUGGCUGCCACGCCGCCGCAACCGAUCGCCGCGCCCCCGAAGCCCGACGGGGCCCGCGUGAGCAGCCCCGUGUCCGGCCUGAAGAGGCUAAGCCUCAUGGACCAGGUGUCGGGGGUCGAGGCCUUCCUGCAAGCCAGCCAGCCCCCAGACCCGCACCGCGGGGCCAAGGUCAUCCGCGCGGACCCGCAAGGGGGCCGCCGCCGCCACAGCUCGGAGACCUUCUCCUCGACCACCACUGUGACCCCCGUGUCCCCGUCUUUCGCCCACAACCCCAAGCGCCACAACUCGGCCUCGGUGGAGAACGUGUCUCUCAGGAAAAGUGGCGAAGGGGGCGGCGGCAGCGUCCUGGGUGGCGGUGACGAGCCCCCCACGUCCCCCCGCCAAUUGCCGCCGCCGCUCCACCCGCAGGCGCGGCCCUGGACGCCGAGCCAGCCCGGGGGCUUGGUCGGCUGCCCCGGGGGCAGUGGCUCGCCGAUGCGCCGGGAGACUUCUGCUGGCUUCCAGAACGGCCUCAACUACAUCGCCAUCGACGUGAGGGACGAGCCCGGGCUGUCGCCGUCCCCUCAGCAGCAUCCUCAGACGGGAGACAAGAGCGCCUGGGGCCGGACCCGGAGCCUCGGGGGUCUCAUCGGCGCGGUAGGGGCCGGCAGCACCGGCGGGGUGUGUGUAGGGCCCGGCCCUGGCGCCCUGCCCUCCGCCAGCACCUACGCCAGCCUCGACUUCUUGACGCAUCACCUGAAAGAGGCCACGGUCGUGAAAGAGUGAAGAUCUGCCUGGCUUUAUCCCCGUGACGACACACAUCAGAGAAAAACAUGAACAGAAGAUGCUCAGCAUUUUUUUAAAAUCUGAAGCUGCUCAGUUUCCUUUUGAAUCUGAGCGAUUACCACGUGUGGACGCCUCUGGAUUAGACGUGGAACCGUCUCUAUCCCUCGUUCCCACAGGGGGCAUUCAUCCUUGUGCUGGUCGUGUUGUGUUUUGUUUUUCGACAAAAUUAGCGGAAGGAGUGAUUCACGAGAAAAUUGGACGUUUUCAUCGGCCUUUUCCGUUGUGGCCAGUGUCUUAAUUUCUCCUUAAUUUUCAUUUUGGCAAAGCAGAUAUAUCCCUCAGCAUGCUAGGAGAUUCUACCAAUUCGCAUUAAAGUGGUAAAAUCUGGUAUUUACUGGCAUCCUCUCAAAACUACCACCGUCCUACCUCAGUUCCAGGUGAAGCCAGAUCGGUGUGGUCAGGGGCCGGCAGGACGUCUGGGUACCUAGAGUCCCAGCGCGGUCAUCUGCCUCAUCGAACAGGCCCGGUACACAGCUGCUUGUCAGACUCCAACCCAGGUACCUGCGUGUUUACUCACAGACAGAGCCCAGCGUGGGACUGACGUUUCCCAACGGAGAUGAAAUUUGAGAUUGGACUUUGAAGAUGGAUGGAUAAAUAAUAAUUAUUAUAUGUAACUGAAGCAACCUACUUUGGAAAACCAUCAGCUGUACUGGGGG
Delphinapterus leucas (beluga whale) is the source of this 5249-nucleotide messenger RNA. It is a transcript of the gene IRS2, whose product is annotated as insulin receptor substrate 2. The record is from RefSeq and is a predicted model, not a curated record. Gene Ontology annotation, cellular component: cytosol; plasma membrane. NCBI's taxonomy places the organism in Eukaryota, Metazoa, Chordata, Mammalia, Artiodactyla, Monodontidae. Gene Ontology annotation, molecular function: insulin receptor binding; phosphatidylinositol 3-kinase binding. Gene Ontology annotation, biological process: insulin receptor signaling pathway.